This is a messenger RNA of Fonsecaea erecta, 585 nucleotides long. RefSeq lists its product as hypothetical. Bases 1 to 585 code for a protein of 194 amino acids. The record is from RefSeq and is a predicted model, not a curated record. Lineage: Eukaryota; Fungi; Ascomycota; Eurotiomycetes; Chaetothyriales; Herpotrichiellaceae. The transcript has 3 exons.
AUGGCAUCCGAUCCGUACAAGGCCAAGAACAAAGACGAGCCCGGUCUCGAAGAGAAGGUCAACGCCCUCAAUGACUUUGUGAGGUCCUCCAAGUUCGGCAUGAUGACCACACGUAUCGCGGACUCGGGUUUGUUGGUUUCGAGGUGCAUGGCUCUGGCUGCACAGGAAUCUGGCGGCGUCGAUCUCCUCUUCCACACCAACACCGAGUCGGGCAAGACCUCGGACCUGUCGUCGGAUGAGCACGUCAACAUCUCGUUCCUGACCCCGUCGGGCAGCUGGGCGUCGAUCUCGGGCACGGCGAGCAUCAUCACGGACCGCGCCACGGUCCAGAAAUACUACACGCCCACGCUCAAGACCUGGCUCGGCGACCUGGGCGACGGCACCCACGACGGCAGCGAGAACGAUCCCCGCAUCGGCGUCAUCAAGGUCAAGGCGCUGACCGCCACGUACGCGCUGCCCAAGGGCACCAUGCUUGGCCGCGGCGUCGAGAUGGUCAAGGGUGCCGUCACCGGCGAAGUCGCCAACGUCAACGAACUGCGCGAGAUCGAUCAGCAGGAGAUGGAGCAGUGGCGGAGGUCACAUUAG